This is a messenger RNA of Eruca vesicaria subsp. sativa (arugula), 1014 nucleotides long. Lineage: Eukaryota; Viridiplantae; Streptophyta; Magnoliopsida; Brassicales; Brassicaceae. The record is from the annotation of a GenBank genome assembly.
AUGGGUCAUUGCUUCUCGUUACCUUCUUCCUCCUCGGAGAUUCACGAGGAAAAUGAAUACGAUGGAAAUGCGGUGGUGUGUUAUGGCGAUGAGUUCGGUUUAGAUCACCACCGUCCGCUUCACCGACCAGGUUCUAUCUGCUCUGUUCAAGGAACCAAAGCGCUUAACCAAGAUAAUGCUAUUCUUUAUCUGGGAUAUGGAACAGGAAACGCAGAGCUAUGCGCAGUGUUUGAUGGGCACGGCAAAAAUGGGCAUUUGGUGAGCAAAAUGGCGAGGAAUAGGUUACCAUUACUCCUGUUAACAAUAAAGAAGGAGCUAAACGAAGAACCUCAGGUUUGUGAAGAAGAUGAAGUUAGUAAGUGGGAGCAAGCUUGUUUUAAUGCGUUCAGACUCAUUGACAGAGAACUUCUACUCCAAGUCUUUAAUUGCUCUUUCAGUGGCUCCACGGCUGUUGUUGCUAUUACUCAGGGAGAUGACCUCAUGAUAGCUAACCUUGGUGAUUCAAGGGCAGUGUUGGGGACAAUGACCGAAGAUGGUGAGAUCUGCGCAGUUCAGUUAACAUCUGACCUAACACCUGAUGUCCCUAGUGAAGCAGAGAGGAUUAGGGCGUGCAAAGGUCGCGUUCACGCAAUGAAAGCAGAACCGUCCAGCCAAAGGGUGUGGCUACCAAACCAAGACAUACCAGGAUUAGCCAUGUCAAGAGCUUUUGGAGAUUUCAGGCUCAAAGACCAUGGAGUUAUUGCGGUUCCAGAAAUUACUCACCACCAAAUAACUUCUAAAGACCGAUUCCUUGUACUCGCUUCAGACGGGGUUUGGGAUAUGCUUAGCAAUGAUGAAGUUGUAUCACUAAUAUGGAGUUCCGGCAAAAGCCAAGAUAUGGCCGCUAAAAUGGUGGCAGAGGCGGCCGAAGCUGCUUGGAAGAAGAAGCUUAAAUCUAAGAAGAUUGAUGACAUUACAGUAAUAUGUCUUUUCUUACAGAACAAGGAACGACCAAGUUGCACUUCGGACAUGUGA